AUGGGCAACUCGCACUCCGGACCAGCCACUGCCGUUCCUAGCCCACGGCCUGACAGCCGCUUUCUGCCUCCUGUCACUACCUUUGCGACCACUAACUUGAAACCUGAUGACUUCGAGCGGCUCAGGAUUGGGGAGUUCUACGACACUCCACUUUUCGUUGAACAACUGCGACACUUGACCUCCCGACACCCGAACGCACGGGGAACUCGAGACCUCGAAUAUGGCUACCGCCUCGACGACAUGGCAUACAUCAAGUACGACCUCCUCCACGCCGCAACUUUGGCAGCCAUCAACUGGGUAAUGCCGAACCAUACCAACAGGCCUCUGAUGCAGCGAGAACUAUGUGACAACUGGUGGAGGUCCACUGCCAAAAAGAUCAUUGAAGUACUCAAAAAGCUCAAGGGAAGGAAGUUGAAGGGCUCAAUACUCCUGGACAAGCUUGAGAAAGCCUUGAAUGCCGGCAAUUAUGGAGCUUCGUCGAGUCACCCUGAGGGUAUUCAUUAUGCUCCCGCGAUUAUUGCGCAGAUGCCCGAGAGCCAACGAGCGGAUUUCGAGACGCAUUUGGAGUGGGUGCUACAUAGGGUUGUGGAGGUUGCGCAGCGGGCUCAUAAGGAUAAGUUUGGAUGGUGA
Fulvia fulva is the source of this 630-nucleotide messenger RNA. RefSeq lists its product as uncharacterized. NCBI's taxonomy places the organism in Eukaryota, Fungi, Ascomycota, Dothideomycetes, Mycosphaerellales, Mycosphaerellaceae. The transcript has a single exon. Bases 1 to 630 code for a protein of 209 amino acids. The record is from RefSeq and is a predicted model, not a curated record.